Capsicum annuum is the source of this 1820-nucleotide messenger RNA. RefSeq names its product E3 ubiquitin-protein ligase SIS3. The record is from RefSeq and is a predicted model, not a curated record. Gene Ontology annotation, biological process: sugar mediated signaling pathway. Gene Ontology annotation, molecular function: ubiquitin-protein transferase activity. The coding region runs from base 182 to 1306 and encodes 374 amino acids. The transcript has 10 exons. NCBI's taxonomy places the organism in Eukaryota, Viridiplantae, Streptophyta, Magnoliopsida, Solanales, Solanaceae.
CAGACAAUCAUCUCCGGUCUACACAAUUCCCACUUUACCUUUUCCACGACAUUUUUCAAAUCCGUACGACAAUUCUCCCUUUCAACAGCUCCGUACACAUCAAUUCUUGAACUGUAAAAGAAUCAGCAAGUAAAGAAAGUUGGAAUUUUUCUCAGUUUGGUCGUCCCAGUUGUGUAGUAAGAUGAAAGGCGCUGAUUUUAAAUGGUAUGAUGGGUUCUUCUUGUCAAUGUUAGCAACUAGUAUAAUCAUUGUGGCGAUAAAUUGGAAGCGGUACCAUCUUUGUAUAUACCCGUUGCACAUUUGGAUCGUGGUUGACUACACAACAGUGUUUCUUUUUCGGCUCUUGAUGUUUGUUGAUAAUGGACUUGCUGCUGGAAUGGGAUUGGAUUUGGGUUGGCAGCAGAGAUAUACUCGCUUUCGUGGAAGAAUAGUUGUUCUUUCAAUCCUUGCCCUGAUUCUGUAUCCUUUUCUUUGGGCUUGGACCAUUAUCGGGACUUUAUGGUUCACUAGUGCGAGAAACUGUUUGCCAGAAGAAGGUCAAAAGUGGGGUUUCCUUAUUUGGUUGCUGUUCAGCUACUGUGGACUCGUUGGCAUAGCUUGCAUAUCAAUGGGGAAGUGGUUAGCUAGAAGACAAGCCCAUUCGUUACGUGCUCAACAAGGAAUUCCUACUUCAGAAUUUGGGGUGUUGGUUGACAUGAUCAGAGUGCCAGAUUGGACUUUUGCAGCAGCAGGACAGGAGAUGAGAGCAAUGGGCCCUGAUGCUACUUCUUAUCAUCCAGGACUUUACUUAACCCAAGCUCAGACAGAAGCAGUGGAAGCACUCAUUCAGGAACUACCGAAGUUCCGGCUGAAGGCUGUUCCUACUGACUGUAGUGAGUGCCCUAUCUGUUUGGAAGAAUUCCGCAUGGGAAACGAGGUUCGUGGUCUGCCUUGUGCUCACAACUUCCAUGUGGAAUGCAUUGAUGAGUGGCUUCGUCUAAACGUGAAAUGCCCUAGAUGUCGCUCUUCUGUUUUUCCGAAUCUUGAUCUCAGUGCCUUAUCCAAUAUCCGAGUUGAUUCGGAGGGGUCAACAGUCAAUGUCGUGACAGCAGCUCGGUAUGUGAGAUCUCAGCCCUCCAGCCAGAGCUACCUGCUGAGAUUGCAAGGUUUGCUUCGUCCUGUGCGCACACAGGAUGCUGGCCUGGGCAAUGAUGCAGAUCCAGCUUCUGGAACAGCUGAUAGCAGCAGUGAAGCAUUGACACAUCAGACUCAUGGAAACGUGGAACCUGUACGAGUUGUGGUGGAACAGUCCCCAAGGGAGCAAUAACCAUACUUCUGCGGAGGAUCUUUACCGGUUGAAAGGUCUUAACUUGGCAAUUGGUAGCCGCCGUAAUUAAGUGUCUGCAGUGGUUCCUCGGUGCAAUCAAAAUUCAUGGAUUAAAAAGCUAGUAUGCAUUCAAUGAGUUAUGUUCGUGCCAUCUUGUUCUGGUGUGAGUUAGUUAACUAACUUUGGCCUUUGUCUUACUCAUAUAUGUUUCUUUACCACGAGUUUCAUGGAUCAAUUCACAUACUGUUUAUUCUGAGUCUCUGGGCAAUGUUGCUACAUGAAAUCUUCAAGAUUUGAGUUUCCAUCAGUAAAAGUAACACAAUCUGCCUUUCAGAAUCCAUCAAGUUCAAGUCCCUGUUGCUACAACUUGUUAGUAAGUACUGUAUAUUGUACUACUAUUUUAUGUAUUGUAGGAAAAACAGCUGUCUCCAUGUUGAUAGUCAGAUGUAACAGCUCAAUGCAAUAAGAAUAUUUGUUGUCUAUUUUUAAAAUCAAAUCAAUUGAUUUCUGUUGA